GCAGCGCAGGGAGCGGACACUGGCUUUCCAUCGUGUAAACGGGGCUAACCUAUUUCCAAAGUCUCCAGACGCCAGCAGCAGAAACCAUCUCCUCUCACAGCUGAUGAAUUUAUGUCACCGGCUGACACUAUUUGCAGCAUCCGUAUGACGGCAUCAGCAGGCGCCUUUAUUUACUUCUGGUCCGGUUAGCUCGCCGCUGCCCCGCUGCAAUGGAGGUAAACAGGGACGAAGCGGAGCGCUGCAUUGACAUUGCAACUGCGGCGUUAACCAACGAGCAGCCGGAGAAGGCGCAGAGGUUCCUGGAGAAGGCGCAGAGACUCUUCCCGACAGAGAAGGCCAAGGUGCUGCUGGACCUAAUAGCAAAGAAUGGAUUUACACCCAGACAAGGUGGCCACUCAGAGUUCAGAGGGACCUCUGGGCCUCGACAGCGGCAAACCACCAGUGAGGAUACGAGACCUGAAGAAAAGACUUCAGACACUUCAAAAUCCUACACGGCAGAUCAACAAGACGCUGUGAGGAGGAUAAAAGACUGUAAAGACUUCUAUGAAAUUCUUGGGGUGCAAAAAGAUGCUUCUGAGGACGAACUCAAAAGAUCCUAUAGAAAACUUGCUUUGAAAUUCCAUCCAGACAAGAAUCACGCUCCAGGUGCUUCAGAGGCAUUUAAAGCUAUCGGGAAUGCAUAUGCUGUUCUGAGCAACGCUAUCAAAAGAAGGCAGUAUGAUCAGUGUGAAGAAGAGAAGAGACAUCCUUCAAGACAUGGCCCGGACAAUGGGAACUUUGAGCCAGAUAUUUCACCUGAAGACCUCUUUAAUAUGUUCUUUGGAGGAGGUUACCCGUCAAGUAAUGCUAAUGUGUAUACUAAUGGGCGGAUGCGUCAUCAAAGGCGAGAGAGAAGAGAGCGUCAGCGAGAUGGAGGUCUUGCCCUCUUCGUGCAGGUCAUGCCCAUCCUCAUCCUGGUUAUUGUGUCAGCUCUCAGUCAGAUCAUGGUCAGCAGCCCCCCCUACAGCCUCAGCUUCAGGCCGUCAGGAGGUUACACACAGAAGAGGCUGACUGAGAACCUGAAGGUGCCAUAUUAUGUGGGGGAGCAGUUCUCCAAAGAGUUUACUGGAAUGAAUCUGAAGAAUUUGGAGCGGACGGUGGAGGAUGAUUAUAUUUCAAACCUUCGCAACAAUUGCUGGAAGGAGAAACAACAAAAGGAAGGCAUGCUGUACAGAGCUCGCUAUUUUGGAGAUACUGAUCUGUACCAAAGAGCACAGAGGGCUCGCACACCAAGCUGCGCCAAGCUGUCCGAGAUCACAGCUUCAUUACAUGGUUGAGGCUGCUUUCAUAAUAAAAUGUUUCCAGAAUCAACGCAAAAAAUUGCUGGCUGUAAAUAGAUGAGCUUUAACAAUCUGGAGACUGAAGACGACUCAACAAGCAACAGAAACAAACCAGCACCAAUCUGCAUCAAACCGACCACAGUAACCGGUAAUAACUAUGAAAUUCAGUAUGUGAAAUUUAAAUAUAAUGUUUUGAAAAUGGAAAAGCCACUUGAAAUAGCUUGUCCUCCUGACAAGAUACGGGUUUGGCAAACCUCCAAGCCUCAGUUUUGACUGAAAACCAUAAUGCUGUCAGAGGGCACAUUAUGCUUUUUGCGAGAAUGCAGUAUGAAACCAGAGCAUAGUGAGGUUAGAUAUGGUCCUACAGAUGUUAUUUAUGUAGCAGUUGAUUAGAUUACACAGCGAAUGCUUCCUUCCAUUUUAUGUUGUCAGAUCAGUAGAGGAGAUGAGUGUGAGGGAGAUUUGCUGAUUUGACCUCAAAUGCACAUUCUGAAACUAUGCAGGAAUGAUGUGAAACCUGUGAUGAAUAUACACUCAUGUCUAAGGUUUGUCACAUGUAUGAACACUGAUCUUUGUCUUCUUCCUAUUCUGUGUGUGUGUGUGAGAUAACAAUUAGGAAAUAUCCCUUUACACUUUGCCUCCUUUAAUUGUAUUAAGGAUAGAAUUAUAUAAUGCAACUUGAUGGCACUUCACAAUAAAUGCCAAGAGAUCGAGAGUCGUGCCUACCCACAAAGUGGGGCUUUAACAGGUUCUAGUUUUGGAGAAUAAUGUCUCAUCUGUUGGAAAAAGCAGUCUUUGUCACACUUUUUAAGUUUAUAGUAUGCUGUUUAUUCUUUGUAUUAUUAUUUAUUUCAAUGUACAUCAUCAGACCAAUAGAAAAGAAACCAAUACAGAUCUUGCUCACUUUUUCCACCUCGUUUUUACUCCCAGAUGAAAAUAAAUAUGGAUGCUCAAAACGUGUUAGAAAUUACUCUUCGCUCCGACCAGAACAAGCACAGAAUGUGGGAAACAAAAGCUCAGUCAGCACAUUUGGCUCAUAAAAACUCUGCCGGUCGGCUGUCUCAGACUGGGAACUGGAAACAUGGCUCCGUGCACGUUCACGUUUUGGUAGACGUGCAGCAUGUGCCCAGCAGGAACUGCAGCGUCACAUUCUUUGACCGCAGAUGUACUCAGCUGUUUUUAGCAGAUGCUGCACCUCUGCUUUCUGAUUUUCACUUGCACUGUAUGUUGUGGCUAACUCAUGUGCCUGUCAGCUGAUCUAUAUGACAGUAUAGCCAAACGUUAUUCCUUACUACAACAGGUGUCUUAGUAUUGUUUUAAUUUGGCAAC
Toxotes jaculatrix (banded archerfish) is the source of this 2648-nucleotide messenger RNA. It is a transcript of the gene dnajb12b, whose product is annotated as DnaJ heat shock protein family (Hsp40) member B12b. The record is from RefSeq and is a predicted model, not a curated record. Gene Ontology annotation, cellular component: endoplasmic reticulum membrane. The transcript is spliced from 9 exons. Gene Ontology annotation, molecular function: Hsp70 protein binding. Lineage: Eukaryota; Metazoa; Chordata; Actinopteri; Toxotidae. Gene Ontology annotation, biological process: cellular response to misfolded protein. Bases 210 to 1316 code for a protein of 368 amino acids.